AUGGCGGACGCGGUUCAAUUCACUGAAAACGGCGGCGCGGCGGCUGGAGCGGACGGCGACGGCUUCGGCUCCGCCUUCUACAGUUACGGCUCGCAGCAGCCCAGCGCCGACAACGCCUUUUCGGGCAUGGCCAAAGCUAAGCCCGGGGCCGAGGAGGCGGCGGCAGCAGCAGCAGCAGCAGCCGCCGCCGCGACCGGCGAGGCGACGAGCAGCGAGGCCUCGGGGCGGAUGGAAGGCGCCGAGGACGGCAGCUCCGAGCAGAAAGACGUGGAAGGAUCCAAGAUUAACGCCAGUAAAAACGAGGAGGAUGAGGGGAAGAUGUUUGUUGGUGGACUCAGCUGGGAAACGAGCAAGAAAGAUUUAAGGGACUACUUUUCUAAGUUUGGAGAAAUUGUAGACUGCGUAAUCAAAAUGGACCCUGUGACUGGGCGUUCACGAGGAUUUGGUUUUGUCCUCUUCAAGGAUCCUGAAAGUGUAGACAAGGUAUUGAAAUACAAAGAGCACAAACUUGAUGGGAGAGUUAUUGAUCCGAAGAGAGCUCAAGCUAUGAAGGGAAAGGAACCAAUCAAAAAGAUCUUUGUGGGUGGUUUGGACCCUGACUGUCCAGAGGAAAAAGUGAGGAACUAUUUUGGAACUUUUGGAGAGAUUGAAUCUAUUGAGCUUCCUAUGGACACUAAGACCAACAAGAGAAGAGGUUUCUGUUUCAUAACGUUUAAAGAUGAGAAUCCAGUGAAGGCAAUUAUGGAAAAGAAGUUCCAUGAUGUUGGUACAAGCAAGGUUGAAAUCAAAUUGGCCCAGCCUAAGGAGGUGUACCAGCAACAGCAAUGGGGAGGCCGAGGUGGAUUCUCUGGUAGAGGAAGAGGUAGAGGAGGACAAAGCCAAAACUGGAACCAAAGCUACAACAGUAACUAUUGGAACCCAAGUUAUGGAAACUAUAGCUAUGGCUAUGGCCAGGGUUAUGGUGGGUAUAGCGGCUAUGACUACCCAGCAUACAACUAUGGCUAUUAUGGUUAUGGACAAGGAUAUGGUGAUUAUAACAAUCAACCAGGCAGUUACGGUAAAGCUCCAAGGAGGGGAGGUGGUACACAAACUCAGUACAGGCCUUAUUAAACAGCCUGGCUAUGGUGAAGAUCUUCAUAAACAAGUGGGAACUUCAUUGCAGGCCAUGUCACCAUGACCACACGAUUCGCACAAGCCUGCACAUUAUGGACAGAAUUCGAGAUGCCCAGUGGUAUGGUCUCUUCCAACCUUCUGUCUCACCAUAAAGAUUAGACCGUUUUAAAAAAGAAACUCUAAUUAUACACUUUCAUUCACGCAGACAGUUUUUCCUUUUUUAAAUAAAAAUUAUAUAGUCCUAUUUUCUUUACAGGCUCAAGUUAAAUGGUAAUAUAGCCAUGACCUCCUGUUUCUUCAAUGGAUAAAGCCGUUCUUACAAUUUGUGCUUUCUUUUAAUAGUGUGUAAUUGGAUAAUGAACUACCAAUUGCUAAAUAAUGCUUGCUUUUUUUCUUUCUAUAGCUCAAUAGUGAUGUGUGACUCAUGUUUGUAAUGGGCAGUUUUAAAGUUAAUGGACUUGUAUAUUCUUACAGCAUCUGCAGUUUGUGAAAUAUAUAUAUUUAUAAAUGCAGUUGGAUUAAGAAACUGAAGGCUGGGUCCAAGAGCAUGGAGGACUUGGAUAAUUCCUUGAAGGUGCUACCAACCAAUCAAAGCAUAGUCUGCUCUUCAAACUAAUUUUCCAUUAAUCAAUAUUGACAAAAGAGUAAACAUGUCUCGGACAGCCCAGUACUUCACACAGUUGGUGUGUGUGUUUUGAAGAGAGAGAAUCUUAACCAUAUUAUUGUCCAUUCUGUU
This is a messenger RNA of Callorhinchus milii (elephant shark), 1849 nucleotides long. RefSeq names its product heterogeneous nuclear ribonucleoprotein D-like. Gene Ontology annotation, biological process: regulation of gene expression. Gene Ontology annotation, molecular function: RNA binding. The coding region runs from base 1 to 1110 and encodes 369 amino acids. Gene Ontology annotation, cellular component: nucleoplasm. Lineage: Eukaryota; Metazoa; Chordata; Chondrichthyes; Chimaeriformes; Callorhinchidae. The transcript has 8 exons. The record is from RefSeq and is a predicted model, not a curated record.